AUGUCUCUUUUCGUCAACGUUGUCUUUAUCCUGAAGCUUGACCCGAGCCAGACGGUGGCCAGGUCAUCUCUGGAAGAGGGCGACUGUCCAUCCACGUUUGCCGGGUUGAAGCGAGACGUGCCGGUAAAAAUCCAGCACGGAACCGAAUACACAGGGGACAACCUCACCCAGGUGACAGCUCUGUGGGAGGAGCUUAGCGGCGACCCGGGCGUCGUCGCCUUGCCAGAGGCCUACAUCCAGCAGCAGCACCUGCCACACGCGCUACGAUUCCCUUGGGACGAAGACAAGGGCGUCUAUCUCCUCCAGGGCUUCCACGACCUUCACUGCCUGCGCACGCUGUUCCGGUACGUCAUGUACACGGAGACGAAGCAGCCGCAGCGCAUCGCGCUGAGCCACGCGCUGCAUUGCCUGGACCAGCUGCGGCAGGGCGUUGUGUGCAGCGCCGACGACACGCCGCGCUACGCGGGCUUCCAGGACCCGCCGGGGACGGGCGCCGGGCAGGUGCGCAUGUGUCGCGACUGGGGUCGGCUGGAGCGGUGGGCGGCGGAGCGCACGGCGUGCUUCCGGCACGAGGACGAGGUGCCCGGGCCGAUGAUUGAGCGGUUCAAGUCGUGUCCGGACGGGCGGGUGCUGUGGCCGACGACGGCGGCGACUACAGGAGGCCACAAUGAACACGCUGCUCGGCAGACUUGA
Messenger RNA from Cordyceps fumosorosea ARSEF 2679, 693 nucleotides. RefSeq lists its product as hypothetical. The record is from RefSeq and is a predicted model, not a curated record. The transcript is spliced from 3 exons. The coding region runs from base 1 to 693 and encodes 230 amino acids. Gene Ontology annotation, biological process: mycotoxin biosynthetic process. NCBI's taxonomy places the organism in Eukaryota, Fungi, Ascomycota, Sordariomycetes, Hypocreales, Cordycipitaceae.